Dentiscutata heterogama is the source of this 162-nucleotide messenger RNA. The record is from the annotation of a GenBank genome assembly. NCBI's taxonomy places the organism in Eukaryota, Fungi, Glomeromycota, Glomeromycetes, Diversisporales, Gigasporaceae.
GAGAUUACAGCAUAUAAACAAAGAGGAAAGUACUUUAGUUUGUUUGCAACUAUAGUGGCAUUUAACAAAAGCCUACGACACGUGGGAACUGUUCCACUUACUUGGACCUCUCACGGUCGAUGUUUGGAAGAGAAGGCUAUACUUUGCUAUGCAAUCUUUUCA